ACCACGGCGCAGCGCGCCCCGGUUGCCAUCCCGCUCGCCUCCCUCUCCUGCUCUGCUCUGCUCAUCUCCCUCCGCUCGCCAAAUCCUGCAGCCACCACCACCAGAGCAGACCCGACCACCAGGAUGCUCAUGACCGCAGCCGCCGUCCACAUGGACUCGGCCCACUGUCGCGGGCUGCCACCCUCCUCCUCCACCUCGCCGGCGCCGCCAUGGCUCCCCGUCCUUGCCGAUGACAACCACCAUCACCAGCUCCUCCGCGACUUCACGGCCUCCUCGGCUCCAUCCCACUCGACGCCCUCCACCGCGGCGCCGCCGAGCCACCACCACCACCUCCGCACCGCGGCUACCGCAACCCGUCGCAGCGCCACGAAACGCCGCCCGCGCCCGUCGCGGAAGCUGCCCACCACCUACAUCACCGCCGACCCCACCAGCUUCCGCCGCAUGGUGCACCAGGUCACCGGCGCCGACGACCUUCUGCCUGCGCAUCCUCCGGAAGCCGCUCUCUGCCGCCCGGCGCCCUACCGCGUUGGUGCCGCCGGCCCGGGCGGCGCGCUGACGACGCUGCCCACGCUCGACACGUCGGCGUUUCUGCUCGGCGCGGCCGGAUCCGGAGUGGCCGCGCCGUGCGCGGGCUCGGCCGGGUUUUCCACGGCGGCGCCAGCGGUGGAUCGGGCGGAGGCCGGUGGACCGCCUGGAGGGGCUUGCAACUACAGCAGCGGUAGCAGCUGUGGUGGCUUCCCGACCUUGGAUUCCUGGGAUGCUCAUCUCUUCUAGCUCCCGUUUGGUUGCCUGCUGCCAUCCUCAGUAUUAGCUUUGUGAAACAAACCGUGUAGUGUAACAAGAAUAUCUUGGAGGCUCGAUAGAUGUAGUUGCCAUAUUGUUGUAACUUGUUGUAAUCUAGAGUUAGUUUUUAGGAUGGUAACAAAUUCUAUCCAGCCGCCAAACUUGAUGUCCGCGCCACGGCAAUGGCUGUUAUUGCCCUAUAUAAACAUGGACCCGUCGACCCAGGAAGGGUAUCGACGUUUGCCCCA
Messenger RNA from Panicum virgatum (switchgrass), 1031 nucleotides. RefSeq names its product calmodulin-binding protein 25-like. The transcript has a single exon. Gene Ontology annotation, biological process: response to osmotic stress. NCBI's taxonomy places the organism in Eukaryota, Viridiplantae, Streptophyta, Magnoliopsida, Poales, Poaceae. Gene Ontology annotation, molecular function: calmodulin binding. The coding region runs from base 124 to 774 and encodes 216 amino acids. Gene Ontology annotation, cellular component: nucleus. The record is from RefSeq and is a predicted model, not a curated record.